AUGGGAAACUACUUCACGACGCCGCCGCCGCCUCCACCUCCGGUCAUUGCACGCUGGCGCGACGCAAAAUCCGCCGGGUGGGGCAACUGCCGCGGGUCGAUCCUCGCGCUCCUCGACGAAAAGUACCAGUAUUCCCCCGAAGCGCUUGAUUGCAUCAAUGCGAUUUACACCCACAUGGACCGCGCACUUGAUCUCCACCAAGGCGCGACCCACGAGAUGUACCAGUGGUGUGACCAGGUCGAAAGCUACAUUGGUGGCUUUCUUCUGUGUGACGACCGUGCCGACGCCGCGAAGCUUCGGGACGCGAUCCUCCCGCUCCUCGACGUGGCGGAAAAAACGAUGAAGACCACAAUUAAAAGCCUCGAGUCUGCCAUUCUGGACGUCAAUGCGGCCAUUGGGUUGCUCAUCCAAUUCCGCGUCGCCAUCAACAAGAGCUUUGCCCCCAACGCUGGGCGCCUCGUCGCACAGCGCAAUGCGGCCACGCUCAGCCUCGAUGCUGCCAACGCGUGCCUUGUGGCGACCAGGGACGCACUUGAGCGCGCCAGGGACGCUUUGAAGCGCGACAUGGACCUCGCUAAAGCCAUCGCCGCAACCUCAGGAGUGGUGCGCGUGUUUAUCGGGAUGGACACAUUGGCGCUGUCGGACGUGCAGCAACAGUACCUCUUGCAAGCAAGGGAAUAA
Saprolegnia parasitica CBS 223.65 is the source of this 681-nucleotide messenger RNA. RefSeq lists its product as hypothetical. Bases 1 to 681 code for a protein of 226 amino acids. Lineage: Eukaryota; Oomycota; Saprolegniomycetes; Saprolegniales; Saprolegniaceae. The transcript is spliced from 2 exons. The record is from RefSeq and is a predicted model, not a curated record.